Molecule: messenger RNA, 2244 nt
Organism: Wickerhamiella sorbophila
Lineage: Eukaryota; Fungi; Ascomycota; Dipodascomycetes; Dipodascales; Trichomonascaceae
Product: DNA repair protein rev1
Exons: 1
Coding region: 1-2244 (747 amino acids)
Biological process (GO): error-free translesion synthesis; error-prone translesion synthesis
Cellular component (GO): nucleus
Molecular function (GO): DNA-directed DNA polymerase activity; damaged DNA binding; deoxycytidyl transferase activity
Source: RefSeq, a predicted model, not a curated record
AUGCACCCGGCGGCAAAACGUCUGCACGACCACGAGGUGAGCGGAGACGAGACCAAUAUUGAGUACGGGGCGUCUGAGUUUGGAGGAUUCGGGCAGUAUUUCCGCAACAAGCAGAUCAAGCUCGACACCCAGCUGCGAGAAGCGAAUCAAUGCAGGUCUCAGAUAUUCAAGGAUUGUCAUAUUUACCUGAACGGCAGAACAGAGCCGUCCCACACUAUUCUCAAAGGUCUCAUUGUAUCCAAUGGCGGCUCAAUCUGCGCUUUUCUUGGUGGCAAAACGUAUGCAACGCACAUAGUUGCCGAGCACCUCACCAAGCGGAAAAAUAAUCAGUUCGCUAAUUAUAAGGUUGUGAAACCUGCAUGGGUGGUCAAUUGUGUAAAUCAAGGCAAACUGCUGGACUGGACAAACUACAGAGCGAUUGAGAGCUCCCUCCCGACGCUAGAUCCCAAGGAAACCCAAGAGCAGAUCAUCUUGGAGGAACGGGAAAAAGUCAACUGCUUGGCUCCUGAUUACAUCUCUAGCUACUACGCCCGCUCUCGUCUACAUUUUUUGAGCACUAAAAAGGCGGAGUUACGCUCAAAAUGCCAGCAACUUGCGGGUCAACUCCCGGUCGCCGAGCGACCCUCGCCGCGGACAAUAUUGCACAUUGACUUUGAUUCGUUUUUUGUGGCCGUCGCACUCAAGGAUAAACCCGACCUCAAGGAUCAGCCCAUCUGUGUUUCAUGGGGCGGUCCCAGCUCUGACAUUGCUUCGUGCAACUACAAAGCUCGUGAGUUCGGGGUGCAAAACGGCAUGUGGGUAUCCAGAGCUCUUCAGCUUUGCCCAAAGCUGGUGUGUUUGUCUUAUAAUUUUGAUGAGUACACAAGAUGCUCAGAUGUGCUUUAUCAAGAGAUUGUUGACCUCCGUCCUGACUAUGUUACAGCCGUGUCAGUUGAUGAAGCCCUAGUGGACGUUACGUCUUUGUGCUCAAAAACGGACGCCUCGCAGCUAGCACAAGAGCUGAGAUCACGAAUCAAAGCCAAGACCGGAAUAGAGGCAUCUGUGGGUGUUGCGCCGAACAUCUUUUUAGCAAAAAUGGCGUUAAGGCUGGCAAAACCUGCGGGCGUAGUUUGUCUAACUCAAUCCUCGGCUCCUCAAAGAUUGGCAAAUUGUUCAGUGCGAGAUUUACCGGGAAUCGGCUAUCACAUUGCGGCAAAACUCGCUGAUUUAGGUGUCACAAACUAUUCGCACUUGAAACGAGUCACCGAGAACACGUUAAAAAAUCAGCUAGGCAACGCCGUUGGUACAAAGCUUGUGGACUAUUUGAAUUGUCAAGAUUCCGAUGAUAUAUCUUUGAUGGACCAAGUACAGAAAUCGGUAGGGGUAGAGUUGUGCUGGGGUGUUCGGCUUUUGAACGAUAACGAAGUAGCACAAUUCACCUCAAACUUGACAGAGGAGCUCUGGAGUAGAGUUCAAUCUCUCUAUCCUGAGACUUUAACCAUUAAAUUUUAUCGGCGAGCAGCUGAUGCACCGUUUGUGACUCCGAAAUAUAUGGGCUGCGGCCGCUGCGAUGUGACAAGCAAGACGAGACGGGUCGUCGGUCUGGACUUGGAGGGGCUGAAGACACUGGUCAUUCAGUGUGUUCAGUCGUUCGCUUGUCCGCCUAUGGAUAUGCGGGGCUUGGGCCUGCAGCUCCGGCUCAUGGACACGACAACUCCCACCCACCAUGCGAUCAAGUUCCCGCAACUUGAGACUGCAUCGAGGUCAACCUCGCCCAACAAGCCUAAAAUACAGCUUCCGCCAUCUCGUCGUCGCGGACCCACCACGCUAUCUCAAUUUGUUAAUCAACCCGACAAAGUCGAAGUCGAUAUGGAAGUUUUCGAUAAUCUGCCAUCUCAGAUAAAACGAGAGAUUAUGGCCCAUGAAGAUGAGUUCCUGGUAAAAGUGCCAUCUUCAAGGAGUCGGUCAGAACCCGCCGCUGUUACUACGUACGAGCCUGUAAGUUUUCGCGGAGUCACAAGCGAGGCAGGUCUCCGACAAGUCUUACGAGACUGGAUGAGAUCCGCAGAAAGCCCUCACUACGAAGACGUUUGUGAGUUUCGGGAUUUUGUUGAUUAUUUAUUUGAUUCGGACUGGAACUGGACCAAGGCUAUCAGCCUGGUAAACUACCUCAAUCACUGCAGCUUAAACCUGUCACAGGACUGGCAAUACUUGGCAAAAGUCAUGCAAGAACGAGUGGCUCAGAAAAUAUUGCCUAUUAAUUAA